AUGUCUGAUCUAAUUGAGAUGGACAAUACCUACGUCGAUCGUAUCCAGCUCCGGCGCAGGAUUAUGAGAGACCACGAGGGAGACGCUAUAGCUGCCAACCCGAUCAUCAAGCCAGCUGUCAACGAGUUGUACACUUGGAUGAUGGAAACCUACCUCCCGCGCCGCUUCCCACGAGUCUACCAAUUAACUCUCGCCCCAGGGUCUUUGUACCCAGUCCUCUUCAACACCGCCACCAAGGAGACUCUCUCCGUCGCACCCCCUCCAACGCCCGUAGAAGCUCUCAAGAUUCUCGGAGGCAGUAUCGACUGCGAAUUUCUCCUCCUGCUCCCUACAGCCGAGGAGGGCAAGUACAGACUCGAAGGCUUCGUGACAUGCUUCCCCUCCGGCUUCAAUACGCGCCUAAAGCUCGGUCUCAAUCUCGCUGGUAUCCAUGGACCGGUUCCCGGCUAUGCGGCCAAGCUCGAAAAGAGCAUGGACAGAUUCUUCGCAGCACUACCGGUCGGCAAGGUUGUCAAGCGGGCGAACUGGUCCAUCACUACGAACCGCGAUCUCUUUGUGCUCAGCGGAAAUCACGGCUAUGAGAGCGAGGCGGACGGUGUUUCUGGACGGGAGGAUGAGGAGGUGGAUGUGGAGCAGUGCGUGGUUAGGUGCGAGAGACAGACCUUGCACCGGUUACCGGAGAGCAAGGCGCUGGUGUUUGCCUUCAAGACUUAUCAAUAUCCACUCAGGCAUAUUAAGGAUGAGGGGAGUGCGGAGGACUUGUGCGAAGCUAUCGAUGGCCUGCCCGGGGGCAGUACGCCAAAAAUGGCCGUUUACAAGCGGCAGGUUGUGUGGGGUGAGCCGGUUAAGGCGUACUUGAGGAGCUAG
Coniosporium apollinis CBS 100218 is the source of this 867-nucleotide messenger RNA. RefSeq lists its product as uncharacterized. The transcript has a single exon. The record is from RefSeq and is a predicted model, not a curated record. The coding region runs from base 1 to 867 and encodes 288 amino acids. Lineage: Eukaryota; Fungi; Ascomycota; Dothideomycetes.